AUGCAGAAUGAGAUGAGGGAACAAAUGAUGGAAGCUCAGAGGAAUAUAAUGGCCGAAAUGGCUCAGUUACUUAGGGCCACUGAUAAAGGAAAGGCUCCUAUGGCCAUCACUGAAGAGGAAAAUGAGGGUCCUCCUCCAGGUUUUACACCGCCGCAUGUAUUAUUGCAAACUGAGGCACCUCCUAGAAGGCCAUCUACUACUCUGAGGCCUCAGCACGGGCCAAUUGAUGUUGGUGUCCAUGUAAAUUUCCCAAUUGGUUCAGGACUUAAUAUGGGUGACAAUCUUACUAAUCCUCUUGUUCCCGAUCUAGAUAUGGUAGAAAAGGAGGAUUUGAAGGCCGAAGCUGCAAAGCAAUUGGAUGAACGCUGCAGAUGGUUAGAAGAAAAGUUUAAGGCUUUGGAAGGCACUGGCAAUAAUCAUGGGGUUGAUGCCAAGGAUUUAAGUCUAGUCCCAAACCUAGUGCUACCUCACAAAUUCAAAAAGCCAGAAUUUGAAAAGUACAAUGGUACUACUUGCCCAGAGGCCCACAUCACAAUGUUUUGUAGAAGGAUGACGGGGUAUGUAAACAAUGAUCAGCUGUUGAUCCAUUGUUUUCAAGAUAGUUUGGAUACCCUGCAAAAUAUGGAGAAGAAGCCUAAUGAGAAUUUUAGGCAAUAUGCACAGAGGUGGAGAGAGGUAGCAAUCACUACUAAAAGUUUUGCAGACAUAGUUAUGGCAGGAGAGAUGAUAGAAAAUGCCAUAAGAGGAGGAAGAAUUGAGGGGGAAGUAGUCAAAAGAUCAGCCCCAAGAAGAAAAGACAAUGAGGUAAACAAAACAAGUGGUUUUAAUUCAAAAGCAAUCUCAGUUAGCCAGUCCAAAGUAGCCACAGUUGGGCAACAAGACUCCCAAAAGCAUGAAUCCAACAUUAGGCAUGAGAGGAUGCAAUUUACACCUAUACCUGUGACGUAUAGGGAGCUCUAUCAAAAUCUAUAUGAUACGCAUGCUAUAGCCCCUUUCCACUUAAAACCAUUACAACUUCCGUAUCCUAAAUGGUAUGAUGCAAAUGCUAGAUGUGAGUAUCAUGCUGGAAUAUCGGGGCACUCAAUCGAGAAUUGUACUGAAUUCAAGAAAGCCGUAGAGAGGUUGAUCAAGAAUGGGGUUUUAAAAUUUGAGAGUACCCCAAAUACUGAGAAUCCUUUGCCGAACCAUGACAAUCAGGGAGUAAAUGCCAUUGGUAAAGUCGUUGAAAAAAGGGAAAAGGAAAAUGUUGAUGAGAUAAGGAUGCCUAUGAGGGUAAUCUGGGAGAAGAUGAUGAACAGAGGUAUGUUGACCUCUAAAAAUACGAAAGAAAGAACGUGGGACUACGGUGAGCUCCAUGAAGAUUGCGAGGAAUCCAAGACCUUGGUGCAAGGCUUCAUAGACAACAAAGAGCUACAGGUUUAUGAAGGUAGCUCUAGUGAAAAGCAAGUUUGUGUGCUGGAAAAUGAACAGCAAAGAACCGGUAGACCAAGGAUCAUUACCUCCCUGCCAGGGAAUAAUGAAAUGGGGACACCGGCAGCACCCAAGGUUAUUAUCCAUACACCUACUCUUUUCCCUUACAAGGAUAGCAAAAAAGUACCAUGGAGUUAUGACUGUAGCGUAACGGUGCCAGGACAAGGAAGCAUAGCCAGCGCAUCUAAGGAUGUACGAGAUGAAGGUUCCCACACGCGGAGUGGGAAGCGUUAUGAUAUGGGGGACGUCAGAGUGGAACCCACAAAACCCAAGAAUGUUGAAAUUGAAAAAAAAAGUGAAGUAUCUGUUAACGAGCCAGUGAGGGAGGAGGAAGCUAAGAAAUUUCUAAAAUUACCCAUUGACAGUUCGCACAUGAAGACGUGUCAUAAUGUGGUAAGAGCCUUUGACGGAACUGAAAGGAAAGUAAUGGAGCGAAUUGACAUCCCUCUGGAGAUUGGACUAAAUACGUAUGAAGUUGACUUCCUGCCGUCACUAGCUCCUUAUGUGGAGACAAAUGAGGAGGCUAUUGAGUGUUCUUUUCAUUCCUUAGAAAUUGUUAAUGCUACCUUCAUUUCGGAAAGAAGCAAGGUGCCGGUUCUCAGGAUGUCUAGAGCAACAAGGAUGGCCCUGCAAAUAAUGAUGGGGAAAGGAGCAUUGCCAGGAAAAGGACUAGGAAAACAGUUGCAAGGAGGGAUUCAAGUCCCAAAAUUGACGGAGAAGAAGGAUCGCUUUGGUUUGGGUUUUAAGCCAGACCAUAAACAAAAGAGACAGGAGAUGGAAAAGCGUCAAGCAAGAAGGAAGGCGCGUUUGAACGGAGGAGAAGUAGAGUGA
This is a messenger RNA of Gossypium arboreum, 2301 nucleotides long. RefSeq lists its product as uncharacterized. Lineage: Eukaryota; Viridiplantae; Streptophyta; Magnoliopsida; Malvales; Malvaceae. Gene Ontology annotation, molecular function: nucleic acid binding. The transcript is spliced from 5 exons. Bases 1 to 2301 code for a protein of 766 amino acids. The record is from RefSeq and is a predicted model, not a curated record.